Messenger RNA from Cyprinodon tularosa, 1518 nucleotides. RefSeq names its product SIX homeobox 7 (gene six7). Bases 231 to 1001 code for a protein of 256 amino acids. The record is from RefSeq and is a predicted model, not a curated record. Gene Ontology annotation, molecular function: DNA-binding transcription factor activity, RNA polymerase II-specific; RNA polymerase II cis-regulatory region sequence-specific DNA binding. Gene Ontology annotation, cellular component: transcription regulator complex; nucleus. Gene Ontology annotation, biological process: eye development; regulation of transcription by RNA polymerase II. The transcript is spliced from 3 exons. NCBI's taxonomy places the organism in Eukaryota, Metazoa, Chordata, Actinopteri, Cyprinodontiformes, Cyprinodontidae.
UGUCCUCUUUCUUCAUUUGUCUCAGCUCCAUCCUGUGAUGGUGGGGCUAACAGCAUCUUCCCAGAAGUAUUUAUAACUAAAAAUACCAGGAGAGGCUGUCCAAGGUGUGGCGAAACCGGCAACGCCUUCCAAAAAAAGCAACAGGUCCAAGGAGCAUCACACAAGGAUAUACCAUUUCAUGCAGGAGGUCAACGUUUCUCAGCUGAGCAACAGUGAAGCGACGAGGUGAGAUGUUCCCACUGCCGAUGUUCACACCUGACCAAGUGGCUCGGGUGUGCGAGAACCUGGAGGAGACCGGGGAUAUCGAGCGCCUGGGUCGGUUCCUCUGGUCUCUGCCCGCCGCCGUACCCGGCUCUGCAGGGGAGGCGCUCAACAGGCAUGAGUCUGUGAUGAGAGCGAGGGCGCUGGUGGCUUUCCACAGCGGGAACUUUGAGGCUCUUUAUCAGAUCCUCCAGAGCCACAGGUUUACCCGGGAGUCCCAUGCCAAGCUCCAAGACCUCUGGCUGGAUGCUCACUACAGAGAGGCGGAAAGGCUGAGGGGGCGGCCGCUGGGCCCCGUGGAGAAAUAUCGGAUAAGGAAGAAGUUCCCAUUGCCUCGCACCAUUUGGGAUGGAGAGCAAAAGACGCACUGCUUUAAGGAACGAACUCGGAGCUUGCUGAGAGAGUGGUAUCUCCAAGAUCCCUAUCCCAAUCCAUCCAGGAAGCGCCACUUGGCCCAGGCCACGGGACUCACACCUACACAAGUGGGCAACUGGUUCAAGAACCGCCGCCAGAGAGACCGAGCUGCAUCAGCAAAGAACAGGCUUCAACAGGAUCCAUCCCUCCAUCCCUCGGAGAGCUCCCCUGACGGCGCCCACCCCCACUCCCACCUGCUGCCCCCUUCCCCUCGCCACCUCGGCAGCCCAGAGGCCAGCGAUUGCAGCACAGAGACUGAGCGCAGAGGGACGGGAGCCUCGACGCCAGAGAUCUCUGUCAGCAGCGACGGGGAGUUUGAAUCUUGAGAUGAUUUUAUUUUCUUUUUUUUUACUCUACAAAGGUACAAAAACAUACACAAUAAAAGACAGCGAGGUUAUGGACACGCUCCAGCUUUCUAAAAUAGAGAGGAGAAAAUGCUGGAGCCUAUUCUGCUGGACUUUGUGAAAGGAACUAUGCACUUAAAAAAAGCACUGAAAGGGAUGCUGGUCAUAUCGCCCCUCUGCCAUUUCAUACUUUUUGUAGCUUUCCUUUUUGUCGGUUAAAAAAAAGAAUGGUUUGAGCAGGUGGUCUAAAUUAAUUUUCUAUCAUCUACCAACAGUGAAUCCUUGUUAUCAACCAACUAGAGGUUGCUCAUAUUCCUUUCAGUUUGUUGCAAGUUAAUAAUUAAUAACUAAUCUGAUCUUGUGAGUGAGAAAUAGCCCAAAUCAGUGGCGUAACAACUCAACAAUAGGCACGUAAGCAACAUAAUCUGGGUGGGCCCCAUAUGGAGUACAACACCCCAUUCCCGCCUACGCUCUGGAUUACCCAUAAUUCCAAGUCGUA